Talaromyces proteolyticus is the source of this 1381-nucleotide messenger RNA. Its product is annotated as putative xylosidase/arabinosidase. The transcript has 2 exons. Gene Ontology annotation, biological process: carbohydrate metabolic process. Gene Ontology annotation, molecular function: hydrolase activity, hydrolyzing O-glycosyl compounds. The record is from RefSeq and is a predicted model, not a curated record. The coding region runs from base 193 to 1284 and encodes 363 amino acids. NCBI's taxonomy places the organism in Eukaryota, Fungi, Ascomycota, Eurotiomycetes, Eurotiales, Trichocomaceae.
UCAGCCUCCGUUGUCAACAACGAUAAGCCAUCUUUUAAAAUGUGCCGGAGAUUGUUAUUCAUUUAUUUUCAAGGGCAGUCAAUCUCCGUCGAGCAGCGUGGAAAUCAACGCACUGCUCGCAAGGACAUCCAGAACCAGCGCAUCCAGAUCUGACCCGUAAGAAGAAGAAGCUUAAAAUCUUAUCUUACGGGCAUGAUGGCGUUCUCCACUUGUACCGCAUCUACGGACCCCUCGCCGUCAUCGUCCUUCAUUGCUAAAGCUAGCAAAGCACUGCUCAUCGCGUUGUGCUUUAAUUACAGUGUCGCUACUGCGAAACCGUUCGACUUCGAUAGCCUCAACUUUUGGUCGUCCUCGCCACCGGCCGAUAUCAAGCCCACCAUUAACAAUGUCACAUACUCGGGCAAUCCUAUCUUCCCUGGAUGGUAUGCCGAUCCUGACCCCCGCAUCUUCGAAGGCCAAUACUGGAUUUACCCAUCGCUGUCGCUGGACUACGACAAACAAACAUCCUUCGACGCCUUCUCGUCACCGGAUCUGGUGAACUGGACCAGACACGCACGCAUCCUCGACUUUGCCAAUGUGACCUGGUCAACAAAUAGAGCCGCGUGGGCGCCGACUGUGACAGAGAAGCAUGGAGUCUACUAUAUGUAUUUCUCGGCUGGAGAUGGUGCCGGUAUUGGUGUCGCAGUAUCGAGGACAGGGCCUGCCGGUCCCUUUAUAGAUGCGCUUGACGAGCCAUUGAUUCCGGAUGUUGAGAUGGGAGCCGAGCCUAUUGAUCCGGACGUGUUCAUUGAUGAUGACGGCCGUGCCUACCUCCUCUGGGGCGGUUGGUCCCAUGGACUAGGCGCGGAAUUGAGCUGGGAUAUGAUUUCUCUCAAGGCGCAGCCUGUAGAGCUCACGCCGCCUAAUUAUGUUGAGGCGCCUUAUAUGAUUAAGCGAAACGGGACGUACUACUACAUGUACAGUGUUGGAGGAUGGGGCGACAACUCUUACGGCGUGGAAUACGUGACAUCAACGACAUCGCCCCUAGGACCCUUCACCACAGCAGCCACCCACAUUCUCUUCCCAGACGCAAAAAUCGCCCAGGGUACUGGAAGCAGCGGGGUACUCAACAUCCCCGGCACUGACGACUGGUACAUCGUCUACCAUCGACGACCACUCGACGAUACCGCAGCUAACGAUCGCUACGUUUGCAUUGACAAGAUGGAGUUUAAUCCCGAUGGCUCCAUCAAACGCAUUAACAUCACGAAUGAAGGAGCCCCCUAUACACCCUUGGUUGCAUUCUGAGAUGAUUUGACGAACGGAGUUUUGAUUUGCCAAUGGGAAUCCUGUAUUAUAAAUGCAUAACGCUCUAACUAUAUAACCAUGCAAUCUAAUAGCAACC